AUGUUACUCUGGGAGACAUUGAGGCUCUAUGGCCCCAUAUCAUUCCUGCAGAGGAAGACAGCCUCAGACACAAUCCUCACACAUGUGAAGGUGCCGAAAGGAACGAUGAUAACGAUACCUCUGGUGAUGUUGCACCAGGACAAAGAGGUCUGGGGACCCGACGCCGACGAGUUUAACCCAAUGAGGUUCCAGAAUGGCUUCGCGAGAGCCGCCAAGCAUUCACAUGCACUGCUGGCCUUCUCGUAUGGGCCUAGGGUCUGUGUCGGGCAGAACUUUGCCAUGGUGGAGGUGCAGAUCGUCAUAGCGACGAUGCUCAAAAGUUUCUCCUUCUCCCUGUCCCCCACUUAUGUGCACAAGCCGAGCAAUUUCGUCACAUUGACGCCCAAGUACGGGCUCCCUCUCAUCGUGAGGAACCUGCAGCUGACUAGGUGA
Triticum turgidum subsp. durum (durum wheat) is the source of this 432-nucleotide messenger RNA. The record is from the annotation of a GenBank genome assembly. NCBI's taxonomy places the organism in Eukaryota, Viridiplantae, Streptophyta, Magnoliopsida, Poales, Poaceae.